AUGCAAAACUUUCAUAUGGGAUCUCACACGUUGAAAUCUCAUGGAGUCAAAGUGGCUAAUGUGCACAAGUAUGACUGGAUAAUUCUUCUACUUCUUGCGGCAAUCGAUCUUACUUUGAAUCUCAUAGAGCCUUUUCACCGGUUUAUAAGUGAAGAAAUGAUGACUGAUGUGUCAUACCCCUUUCAUCCAGACACUAUACCUAUGUGGGCCGUUCCGAUUUAUGCAAUAAUCUUGCCGACUGCUAUCUUUUUUGCAUUCUACUGGAAGAGAAAGAAUGUUUAUGACUUGCACCAUGCUAUACUGGGUCUUUUCUAUUCAGUUCUGAUAACUCUGGUUAUCACUGAUGCAAUUAAAGAUGCUGUCGGUCGCCCCCGUCCCAACUUCUUCUGGCGGUGUUUUCCUGAUGGAAUAGGUGUGUAUGAACCGAACAAUGGGAAUGUUAUGUGUACUGGAGAUAAGAAUGUUAUAAAGGAAGGAUAUAAAAGCUUUCCUAGUGGCCAUUCUUCAGUGUCAUUUGCAGGUCUCGGUUUUCUUUCGUGGUACUUGGCUGGGAAGAUCAAAGUGUUUGAUCGUCGAGGCCAUUCUGCAAAGCUUUGCAUUGUUCUGUUUCCACUACUUGGUGCUGCUCUGGUAGCAACCUCGCGGGUGGAUGACUACUGGCAUCAUUGGCAAGACGUUUUGUCUGGUAGUCUUAUAGGAAUUGUCAUAGCAUCAGUUUGUUACUUGCAGUCUUUUCCUUAUCCAAACCAGGAAGAAGGGUGGGCACCUCAUAUAUAUUUUCAAAUGAUGGUUGUGGAGCGCAAUGAUGCCUCGUCGAGAAGGCUUAACCCUUUUAAUGCACAAAGAUCAGAUGUCGAAACUGCAGAUGAUUCCCAUUCGACCUGA
Argentina anserina (silverweed cinquefoil) is the source of this 885-nucleotide messenger RNA. Its product is annotated as lipid phosphate phosphatase 2-like. Gene Ontology annotation, biological process: phospholipid metabolic process. The transcript has 7 exons. Gene Ontology annotation, molecular function: phosphatidate phosphatase activity. Bases 1 to 885 code for a protein of 294 amino acids. NCBI's taxonomy places the organism in Eukaryota, Viridiplantae, Streptophyta, Magnoliopsida, Rosales, Rosaceae. The record is from RefSeq and is a predicted model, not a curated record.